UAGUUACUCGAUGAGUGUCGGUAGGAGCGAGCGUUUCACGCGUUCCAAAUAACUAGAUGCACUUUUUCACUUGCUCAUCUCUAAGUUUUUGAAAGAACGCGAUAAACGUUAUUUAUUUCUCUCGCAUUGAUAUAUUUUGUAUUUAUUUUUUUUAUUUUUUUUGUUUUUUUUUUAUGUAAGUGUAUAUUUAUGUACAUCUUGUUUGUUCACUAAACGCGAUUGGUUCUUUAUACUAUUAAUAUCAUUCCAAGGAAAGAGGAAAAAUCAGGUGAUCAUAUGCUGCAUUGCGUACUUUGAAAGGACAUUUAAAUUGGCGCGCGAAUUCGCCCGGCGAAUGUUUUUCGUUUACUUCGGUUGGUAGGACUGUUCGGAAAAUUCGGAAAGUGAACAGGUGUUUUUUGAAUGGAUUAGCGUGAGAGAGAGGCGAAGAGAGAGAAAGCAAAAGAGUAGACGAAAAGGAUGCGUAAAGUUUCGGUGAAUGGUGAACGAUCGGCGGCGAAUUGAAAGAAAUUUACAAAUGAUUGAGGCCCAAGAAUAUAUAAAUGAACACAAAUUCACAUUGGGUUUACCAAUGAAAAUGAGGUGAGUCCUAGGAAUGUAACCUCAGUUUUAUGUGAGCAGUGUAUUCCAAUAAGAAAAAGGUAAAUAAACAAAUGUGAUACUUUCAUAGGUUACAAUGUAAAACCCAUAUGAUGUUAAUAAGAGAGUAAAAAUAUAAGGUAAGAUCGUAGAAAUGAAGAGGAGGAUAUAACUAGCCAGAGAAGUAAAGUAUUGCAGAAAGAUAAUUUGGAAGGGAUAAAAUUAAAAUUGAAAUAUGCCACACCAAUUUGGAUUGCCCACGAUGGCUCAUGGGAUGCAGUCUCCUCCGUCGCCGACUUCAGUCAUGUCGGUCUAUCCUCGCUAUGGCUCAGCAGGCUUGUAUAGAUCCGAUCAACAAGAGCAGAGACUUACACGCGAAGCAAUGGAACGUUAUCUACGCGAUCGAAGUGACAUGGUGAUUGUAAUUCUGCAUGCUAAGGUAGCACAAAAAUCCUACGGUAAUGAAAAGCGAUUUUUCUGUCCUCCACCGUGUAUUUAUUUAUUUGGUGAUGGUUGGAGAAUGCGUCAAGAACAGAUGCUUCGUGAAGGUGAAAGUGAACAAUCCGCACAGCUUUGCGCUUUCAUUGGAAUUGGCAAUUCCGAACAAGAUAUGCAGCAACUUGAUCUCAAUAAUGGAAAACAAUAUUGUGCAGCGAAAACGUUAUAUAUUUCAGAUUCUGACAAAAGGAAACAUUUUAUGCUCUCUGUUAAAAUGUUUUAUGGAAGUGGACACGACAUUGGUGUAUUUCAUAGUAAAAGAAUAAAAGUCAUAUCUAAACCUUCAAAGAAAAAGCAAUCGUUAAAAAAUGCUGAUUUAUGUAUUGCAAGUGGUACAAGGGUAGCACUUUUUAACCGUUUAAGAUCACAAACUGUUAGCACCCGCUAUCUCCAUGUAGAAAAUGGUAAUUUCCAUGCAAGUUCUACACAGUGGGGUGCAUUUACGAUUCACUUGUUGGAUGAUAAUGAAAGCGAAUCAGAAGAAUUUCAAGUGCGUGACGGAUACGUCCAUUAUGGUAGCACUGUUAAGUUAGUAUGUUCAGUCACAGGAAUGGCAUUACCGCGUUUAGUAAUCCGCAAGGUCGACAAGCAAAUGGCCAGUCUCGAAGCAGAUGAUCCUGUAUCGCAGCUGCAUAAAUGCGCCUUCUAUAUGAAAGAUACCGAUCAUAUGUAUCUUUGUCUUUCUCAGGAACGUAUAAUACAAUUUCAAGCAACGCCAUGUCCUAAAGAAGCAAAUAAGGAAAUGAUAAAUGACGGUGCUUGUUGGACGAUAAUUAGUACAGAUAAAGCGGAAUAUCAAUUUUUUGAAGGUAUGGGACCAGUGAGAUCGCCCGUAACGCCGGUACCGCUUGUCCAUAGUCUUCACUUAAAUGGCGGCGGAGAUGUUGCCAUGCUUGAAUUAACUGGUGACAAUUUUACUCCUAAUCUUCAAGUAUGGUUUGGAGAUGUAGAGGCAGAGACAAUGUAUAGAUGUCAAGAAAGUAUGUUAUGUGUUGUACCUGAUAUAUCACUCUUUAGAGGAGAAUGGUUGUGGGUACGUCAGCCUACGCAAGUUCCAGUUUCUUUAGUACGAAACGAUGGAAUCAUUUAUGCAACUGGUCUAACAUUUACUUAUACUCCGGAACCUGGUCCACGUCCGCAUUGCCCACCAGCAGAUGAAAUAAUGAGGGCCCCACGUGCCAUGCACAAUCAAGCUAGUAUGUCAUCAGCGAUAGCUGAUGUACCAUGGAAUACACAUCAACCUCCACAAUCAGGUCUCUGAUGUUCUCUAGAUAAUUAUAAUAUUAACCAAAGUCUAAAAUAUAGUGAUACAAAUGAUGAUAUUAUUUCAUUUGCAUCCAUUGACAAUAUCAUUGCAACCAUUGACAAUAGCAUUUAUGUCAAGAAAAUGUUAGCCAUGGAAGUCAAUCAAAUAUCUGCACGAUAUUUAGACAGUAUAAAAAUAACGUAACACUUUGUAAACACCUUGUAAAAGGUGUUCAAAAUAUAUGUACAAUGACGUGCAUUAUUUACAUACUACUAAUAUAUGGACAUACAAUAUGUUGAUACAAAUUUACAGAGAUAAUAAUUUAUAGCAAUCUUAGACUCUUAGCGUAAGAGUUGACAUGAUAAAAAUGUGAAUAAUUAAAUGUGAAUUAUGCAAUAAAAAGACACGUUAACGGGUUUUAAGAGAAAGACAUAUGAUUCAAAGCUCAUAGGAUAAUAUAUAUAUAUAUUACUCAAAUAUAACAACAGCAUAACAGGAUAACAGCAUAACAGCAUAAUUGUAUAUUAAUAUGUAUAUGCAAUGUAACUAGUAUAAUUGCAUAUCAAUAGGGAAGGAAUGGUUGUGCAUUUAACAGUGAAUUCAUUCACUUUUACUAAAUCUUUAAUAACUAUUGUUAUAUUAAAAGAAUAUAGUUAUACAUAAAUAUUUUAGGUGCAAUGUGUCUGGAAAUGAGCAUAAAUCAAUAUUUUGCACAUUUAUAGAUUCAUAUAAGACCGAGAUCACACACACGCACACACAC
Molecule: messenger RNA, 3083 nt
Organism: Polistes dominula (European paper wasp)
Lineage: Eukaryota; Metazoa; Arthropoda; Insecta; Hymenoptera; Vespidae
Gene: Su(H)
Product: recombining binding protein suppressor of hairless
Biological process (GO): regulation of transcription by RNA polymerase II
Cellular component (GO): nucleus
Molecular function (GO): DNA-binding transcription activator activity, RNA polymerase II-specific; RNA polymerase II cis-regulatory region sequence-specific DNA binding
Source: RefSeq, a predicted model, not a curated record